CCACUACCACCACCAUUCUAAACAUAAACAAAUAAGAAAGCACCUAAACUUGGCACAUAUACCAGGGGAUAUUUGUGUCAUUUUAUAAAAGAGAUCAAAAUAUCUUUAUGACUUUAGAAAGAUGCCCUCUUGCACCUCGAUCAGCAAAUAUAAUUCCCCAGAAACAUGAAGGUGUGGUGAAGCAGAAAGCCGCUUCAUUGGCAGAGGAUGCUCCUGGUGAACAAAAAAGGUCUCGUACUUUAGAGGAGAGUGUUUCUUCUAACGAAGAUGAAAUAAAUAAUGAGAAUUCGGUAACUACGACACCGAAGCAUCAGAAGGUUACUACUCCCAAAUCUUACCGGAAGUCAGUAAAACGAGUUAAACAUGAUGAAUCUAUAUCUAAAGAAGUUCCUCAUAUGAAGGCACUUGCGCCUAUCGAUGAAGAGUCAAAAAACACUGGAGCUGAUACUACAAAACUAGCCACAGCAAAGUCGACCUCUCAAAAAGCUAAGUUGCUGGAAUGGAAGCGACAGUAUAAAAAGGCAUUUCCAAACUUUCGUUUUUAUUUAGAUGGGUUUGACCCUAACCUUCAGCAACGAGUCAAACGUCAAGUAGUUCAAUUAGGGGGCCACGUGGAGACCUUUUUUUCUGGUAAUGUUACUCAUGUGGUUACGACGAGAUCUACGCAAGACAUAAUGGCAAAAAACUCUAAGCAGGACGUGCUUACCAAGGCACGUCAAUUGAAUAUGAAGAUUUGGAGCAUGGAAAAACUGUGUAACCGGGUUCUUAAAACGCUUUUGGAAGACGACCCAUUUGGUGCUGGCCCAUCUCAAAAGCAAGGGAACGAUUUAAGUUAUUUGCUUUACGUAGAAAAGGUUCAAGGUACCAAUGAGCGUGAUUUAUCUGUACCAAGGCAAGACUUUGUUCAUUUCAAAGGCCCAUAUCUAUAUGUUCAUGAUAUGGCAAAUGUAUAUAAACCUAUUCUUUUGAGAGAAUGGCCAAAGCCGUCAAGCGAUAAGGAUGUUCCGUGGCCCACGUUUCGUGCAACUAGUAUAGGCAGAUGCCCAUUUGUACCUGAAAACAAGCAGCGCCUAAGUAUUAACGCACACACGGCAGCAGCAGCAGCUGCAGCAAAGGCCAAACAAGAUCAGUCACAAGAACAGCAGCAGCUGCAGCGCAUACAAAAACAGUGUUCCCAACAAGCACCUCCAACGCUUUCACGUGCUAAUUCUUUUAAACUCUCUGUUCCAUUGCUAUCUAACAAUACUGUUUCUACUUCGAACUCAAACAGUGUAUAUGCUAAUGCCGAAAGUGCUCCAUUGCCAAAUGCAAAUACUGGAGAUAUUCAACAAGAGCAACCUUCGGCCAAACUUAAGCCAUAUCGCAUGUUAGAUGAUGGCAUGCAAGCUUCUGGUAUCGUCCAGUCCAAUCUAACUUCGGCGGUAAUGUCCAAUAAUUCUAAUAUUCGUUCAGGGAGUGCUGCAGGUGUUCCUGUUGUUGCGAUCAACGGGCGAGACAUAAAUGAGCUUAAGAAAAGAAUAAUUCAGCAAAAAUCCGGAGCACCAAAUAAAGAACAGACUUACAAGAACAUACUUCAGAAUGCUAACCAGAGAAAAGUUAGGAUUGACCCAAAACCUGGAUAUUGUGAAAACUGUCGAGAAAAGUUUGACAAUUUCGAAUUGCAUAUUCGGAGUAGGCGCCAUCGGAAAUUUGCUGAGAAUGAUGAAAAUUUUAAAGAAUUGGAUGAACUAUUUGAGCUUGUUCAACGGCCUUUUCGUCCACUCUAAGAACCUCAAUAUUGUUUUAUCUAAACAUUUAUGCCAUUUUUUUAGUCUGGGUUAGAGUUUCUUCGCUUUUCUGUGUUUUAAUGUUGUGUUGAACUUUUUAAUUCUUGAAUUGAAACAGAAUGAUUGCGUUGAAGUUUUACAUCGGUGCUUUGUCGAUUCUUCUUUUUUUUACAUGCAUUCAUUCUUUUUUCUUCUAAUAUAUAUAUAUACCUAUUUCCUGAUCUAACAGCGGUUACGAUUCUAUCUCUGUGAUUUAACAAACCAUCUAUCUUUUCGAAGAUUUAACGAACGAUUUAUAUCUAUUUUCUUUUAAUGAAUAUGGGAUUAUUCAUAGGAUGCUAUGAAGGAUUACAAUCCUUAUUUGGCAAUUUGACUUUUGAUGGCAAAAGUCAGCGUACAAUUUACAUGCUCAUUUUAUUGUGGCAUGUUUUCAUAGCUGAAAGGCAAUAUACUUGUAUAUCUAUUGCAUAUGCAGGCAAUUAGGGAAGAGUUCUCGUGUAGAGACAACUUUGAUGAUAAGUACUUUGAAGUAUCGAG
This is a messenger RNA of Schizosaccharomyces cryophilus OY26, 2303 nucleotides long. Its product is annotated as Hsk1-Dfp1 kinase complex regulatory subunit Dfp1. The transcript has a single exon. Gene Ontology annotation, biological process: regulation of cell cycle phase transition; positive regulation of nuclear cell cycle DNA replication. Gene Ontology annotation, cellular component: nucleus; Dbf4-dependent protein kinase complex. The record is from RefSeq and is a predicted model, not a curated record. Gene Ontology annotation, molecular function: nucleic acid binding; protein serine/threonine kinase activator activity; zinc ion binding. NCBI's taxonomy places the organism in Eukaryota, Fungi, Ascomycota, Schizosaccharomycetes, Schizosaccharomycetales, Schizosaccharomycetaceae. The coding region runs from base 108 to 1766 and encodes 552 amino acids.